Molecule: messenger RNA, 627 nt
Organism: Camellia sinensis
Lineage: Eukaryota; Viridiplantae; Streptophyta; Magnoliopsida; Ericales; Theaceae
Source: RefSeq, a predicted model, not a curated record
UUUCCUAGCGUUCGUUCGUUCAAAAACUUUUUCAUUUUUCUCUCUCCUCUUCGAGACUCUCUCUCUAAAUUCGCUUAGGCAAUCCACUUUUGUUGGCUUUAGAGAGAGAGAGAGAGAGAGAGAGAGAAUGGCGGUGCCUAGGGUUUUCGUCGGAGUGUUGGCCGUCUUCGCAGUUAUUUUGGCCGUUGUUUCUCCCUCUUCCGCCGCGCAUUCCGUGACUCCUUCUCCUGCUCCUGCUCCUGCUCCUACGAGCGAUGGGACUUCUAUUGACCAGGGUAUUGCUUAUUUAUUGAUGCUGGUGGCACUAGUUCUCACAUAUCUCAUUCACCCCCUGGAUGCUUCUUCCUCCUACAGCUUCUUCUGAGUAUUUUUUUGAGGAUUAAAUUGAAUUUUUAGAGAAUGGGAUGGGGAAAGGAAUUCAAAGUGGGUAAAAUGCUCAGUCAUGGUGGUGUAUCGUGUCAUUUGGUUGGGGAAAUCAAUUCAGUGCCAUUGUUCGCCUUUUCCAAUUUUUUUUAAUGUUUCUUGUAGAUAUAAUGUUUUUGCCUGCAUCAUUUCUGAUUUUGCAGUCUUCUCUUGUCUUGUAAUUCCUUAUCAUUUAAUUUCAGAUCAGGUUUCAUUUGUUGUCCA